AUGCAGACCAACAAGUCUGCACCAGCUGUUAAUGUAGCUGCCGGUGCUCCUGUCCCAAGGCAGGUAGCUAAGGCUCCUACCAAACCUUCUGCGGCUGUCACGGCUCAGGUUGACAAGGACCAACAGGCUUUCGGUUCUUUGGCCUUCGAAGCUGAACGUGAUAAGGUAGCAGCAGAAGAGGCGGCAAAGAAGAAGGCUGCCACUGAGAAGAGACUGUUGCGACAUCGCGCUGCCCGAUGCACUACCGCACAGUCCAUCUUCAACACCGAGGUGGGCAAGAUCAUGGCCAAGGAAUUCAACGCCGUUGAUUUCCGUGGCCAAUCCUGGGCUGACGAGGUUGAAUUAUCCGAAGAGGAUGUUACUCUUCCCGUCAGAGAUGUAUUUGGUGCUCGAAGGGAGGAGGCUGUCAAGGAGUGUACGAUUCCUCCUUAUGAUGUACGUCUGGAAAUCUGGGAGAAAUUUGUCCAUCUGGAAUUUUCUGAUUGCUUCCCCGGCCCCUUCGAGAUUGCCAUUCCACCAUGGUUUGACUUUCACGAUCUGGUUCUCGAUGGUCUUGACAAGAUCAAAGAGAAUGGGCUGAUUGAUCAAGACCUGGUUCUUCUCUGGAGUACUCAGAGUGGUCGUCCCGUACGCCUUGUUGUUGGUCCGGAUCCUAGCCUCUUUUUCGAUGAUGAAACUCGAGACAAAGAGAAGGUGAACCGAACACGUGGCGUACGAGUACGAACACUCUGGCACCAGAUCGCAGAGUGGCUUUGUACGGUUUACCGUGGUAACCCUAUCUGCUUGGCUGACUUCCUACAAGCGAGGAAUGAUUUGGUGUUACAGUGUGGCAGCCAUAUGCUGGAGUGUUCUGACUAUGUUUUCAAACUCCAGGAGAAAUGGGACCACAUCAAGCUUGACCCACUCCAAUCCUUGCAUGGGGCAGAAUAUGAGAGAGAGAACUGGGAUAUGUGGAUGCCAGAAAUCUACGCCUAUAUCUCUCGUCCCAAUGGCCCUAAUCCUGCGAUGCUGGAGGAGUGGGUUUUGCGUGCUGGAGGGUUGUUCGAAGAACGGCUCACAAUCGCGACCGCCAUCUGGUCUACCUUUGACGCCAUGAGAGCUAUUGACUGGUGGAAUCAGGUGAUGUCAACCUACUCCACUGAGAUAGUUCCCUCCUCUUAA
Molecule: messenger RNA, 1161 nt
Organism: Fusarium poae
Lineage: Eukaryota; Fungi; Ascomycota; Sordariomycetes; Hypocreales; Nectriaceae
Exons: 1
Coding region: 1-1161 (386 amino acids)
Source: RefSeq, a predicted model, not a curated record